Molecule: messenger RNA, 1312 nt
Organism: Ochotona curzoniae (black-lipped pika)
Lineage: Eukaryota; Metazoa; Chordata; Mammalia; Lagomorpha; Ochotonidae
Gene: WASHC3
Product: WASH complex subunit 3
Exons: 7
Coding region: 86-607 (173 amino acids)
Biological process (GO): exocytosis; actin filament polymerization
Cellular component (GO): WASH complex
Source: RefSeq, a predicted model, not a curated record
GGUGUAGGGCACGCCAUUACCGGCUUGGGCGGGCUCUCUCGGGGAGGGACUUGUGGGUAAAUUAGGUCUCCCGCCCGCCGAGGAGAUGGAUGAGGACGGGCUUCCCCUCAUGGGGUCAGGCAUAGACCUGACCAAGGUGCCUGCUAUUCAACAGAAGAGAACGGUGGCCUUUCUAAACCAGUUUGUGGUGCACACUGUGCAGUUCCUCAACCGCUUUUCUACCGUGUGUGAGGAGAAACUGGCAAACCUUUCUCUACGUAUUCAACAAAUUGAAACAACUCUCAAUAUUUUAGACGCAAAGUUGUCUUCCAUCCCAGGCCUGGAUGAAGUCAGAUUUGAAGUGUCUGCUGUAAGUGUCACAAAUGACUCACGUUCUGAAACUGCUCUGGAGCCAUCACAAAAUAGUGUACAAGAGUCUGGACCCCAGGAAAAUGAGGUAUCAGCAGAAAAUAUUGUAACUGUAGCCAAGGAUCCAAGAUACGCCAGAUAUCUUAAAAUGGUUCAAGUGGGUGUUCCAGUGAUGGCAAUAAGGAACAAAAUGAUGUCAGAAGGUCUGGAUCCAGAUCUUCUUGAAAAAGCUGCUGCCCAACCACAGCCUGGAGCCUGAAUUCCGACCCAUUACCUCAUAAGUGCUAUGCCAUUGGUUACCAGGGGCACUGGUUAAAGUGGAGAUGACUCACAAAAACUUGACACGAAUAAUAGCAAAGCAGUUCCAACUGCAGUUAAAUAGGUAUGAUAAGUGGAAUCCACCACCUUAUUAACAAGGAUUCUGGCACUUUGGAUGAUGGUGUUUACAUAAAGCUUAAAGAACCUCACUUUGGGAGAAGAGAAUAUGAUGAAAGAUAAGAAAAUGUGCCAUCUGAGAGAAAAGUACACUUUUAAUUAGAAUGUUAGGUUCUUAUUGAGCCUCAAGCAAGAUCUUUAGUAAACACUGGUAUGUUUUAUUUUUUUUUAGUUAUAAAUACAUACUUUAUCUUUUAUUAGCUUCAGAUACUAAGACAAACUGUAUCACUGUUGGAAGAAAUAGCCCAGAUCCUGUCUGCACUGAGCAAAGAACAAAGCUGAGGUUAAUUUGGAAACAGUCUUGUUCAUAAAAUAUUUUGGUAUUCAGUUGUCAUGUGUAUAAAAUUUGGAAGCUCAGUGUACACAAUUUAAAAGUGCCAUAUGAUAGAAAAAAAGGAAAACCUGGCACUUUUCCUAGAAAAAUGAUUGUCAUAGAGUUGAAAUCUGCAAAACUGAAGAAAGUGCCUGAUGAUUACUGACUAAAUACUAUUUAUUUGACACUUAUAAGUGAAUGUUUAUUUUUGAAAAC